AUGGAGUUAGACCAAACCACCUCUAGUUUGAGAGGAACAAAGGCCAAAGUAGAGUCCACCCUAAGUGAUGUUGGUAAUCUAGCUGAGGGAAGAGCAGAUAGAACCAGGAGAAGCAACAACUUGAGAUCAGAUAAUGGGAACACUAAAACAGGCAAGUGGAAGAGGAAGGCCAGAGGAGAGGCAAAUUCUAGAAUGGUCUUGGGGGAUAUCACAAACUCCAACCAAGUGGUAGGGACCAAAAGAAGAAUCUGGAAAAAUAAUACAGAGGGUGAUAUGUCUCCAAAAAGAAUUAAAAGCAGUGAGCAUAUAGUGUAUGGAAGGGGUAGAAAAAACAAGGUUUUUAUAUAUGAAGCAGGAUGGGAACUUAAGGAGGAAUGUAGAGGGGUUAUUAAAGAGGCAUGGAACAAAGGCCAAAAAGGGAAUUCACAGGCAAAUAGAAUGAGAUACAAGUUUAACCAGUGUAAGAGGGACUUGCUAAUGUGGAAACAAAAAGCAACACAGCAAGCACAAGGGGACUUAGCUCAUAUUUUGACCAGUAUUAGUCACUUACAAGAUACUGGUGAUGGCUCACAUAUGGACAGAAUGCAGAACUUACAAAGAAAACUUGAAACUUCACUAGCUAAAACUGAGAUGAAGUGGAAACAAUGUGCCAAACAGCAUUGGCUGAGGAAUGGAGACAAAAACACACAUUUUUUCCAUAUGCAAGCAAACCAAAGAAGGAAAACUAACUCCAUCAAAUUCAUUUCAGAUAGUGCUGGGAAUAUAGCUCAUGAACAAAAAGAUAUUGGAGAAGUUUUCACAGGUUUUUUCUCCUCUCUUUUCACUACUUCCUUGCCUGUUAACUUUGAAGCUUGUCUACAUGCUUUACAACCACAAGUUACAAUUGAGAUGUCUACUAGUUUAUUGAAAAAGUUCACAAUUGAGGAGGUUAGGGAAGCCGUGUUCCAAAUGAAUCCAUUGGGUUCCCCUGGACCCGAUGGAUUCCCUGCUCAGUUCUAUCAGAAACACUGGGAGGUGGUGGGGGAAGAUGUCUAUAAAUUUGUUCUCCAAGCUAUUAACCAGGGUGGCACACUUCAAGAGGUGAAGGACACCUUCAUAGCUUUGAUCCCCAAGGUUAAAAAUCCUAUAAAGGUAACUGAAUUCCGACCCAUAAGUCUCUAUAAUGUGCUUUACAAGAUAGUCACAAAAACUUUAGCAAAAAGAUUGAAGUGCAUACUCCCUUCCCUCAUAUCUGUAAACCAAAGUGCUUUUGUCCCUGGGAGACUAAUCUCAAAUAACACUUUAAUAGCAUAUGAGGUUUUACAUUCAAUGCAAUCAAGGAUGAAAGGGAGGAAAGGUUUCAUGGCACUCAAGUUAGACAUGAGCAAAGCCUACAAUAGAGUUGAGUGGGGGUUUGUAGAAGCUGUGAUGCAAAAAAUUGGCUUUCCCCAACAUUGGGUCCACCUGAUCCAAAAAUGCCUUAAUUCAGUCUCAUACUCAAUCCUAGUAAAUGGAGAGCCCCAACAAAAAUUCUACCCCUCUAGGGGAAUCCGCCAAGGGGACCCCCUCUCCCCCUACAUUUUCAUACUAUGUGCUAAAGCCCUUUCUACACUACUGAACCAAGCUGAAGAUAGAGGAAGCUUAACUAGUGCACCACUGGGAAGAGGCCCCACAAAGCCUCAGGACAGUGGGACAUUUGAAAAGUAUUUAGGGCUACUUGUAAUGGUGGGAAGGGCAAAGGUAGCAGCAUUUCACUCCCUCAUUGAUAGAACUUGGGCUCGAGUAGCAAAUUGGAAGACAAAGCACCUAUCCAAUGCAGGAAAGGAUAUUUUGCUAAAGGCUGUACUCCAAACCAUUCCAACCUAUGCUAUGGGGAUCUUUCUCCUCCCAAUAGCCAUCACUAGAAAAAUGAAUCAACUCUUAAGGAAAUUCUGGUGGGGCUAUAAAGAAGAUUCAUCAAAGAUUCAUUGGAUUUCCUGGGAACAACUAAGCUCUGGCAAGGAAUUAGGGGGCCUGGGCUUCAGAGAUUUUCAAAGUUUCAACCUGGCUAUGUUCUCUAAACAAAGUUGGAGAAUGCUACAAGAUCCUACCUCUCUGGUUACUAGAGUGUACAAGCAGAAGUACUUCUCAAAAGUGGGCUUACUAGAGUCAAACUUGGGGUCAGCUCCCUCAUAUGCCUGGAGGAGCAUCCAUGCAGGUUUAGCUAUGUUAAAAAAAGGACUUCUGUGGCGAGUGGGAAAUGGAACCAGCAUCAACUUGUGGAAGGAAAAAUGGAUCCCAACUCUACCUUCUCAACAAAUUUCAUCUAUAAGAGGCAAUGAUGUAUGGUGUGAAGUGGUUAGUGACCUAAUAGACCCAAACUUGAAAACAUGGAGAGAAGACCUCUUGCAAGAACUGUUCUCAAACCAGGAGAUCGAGGCCAUCAAAACCAUACCUAUUAGUCUAGGAGGAAGAGAGGAUAAAAUGACUUGGCAGGCUUCUAACAAUGGACAAUACACAAUUAAAAGUGGUUAUCACUACCAGAGGAGUUUGAUUUCAGAAUUAGAGGGGGAAGCAUCGAGGAAACACAGUGACAAAGAUGUGUGCAAAAAACUUUGGAAGAUGAAGGUUGCCCCUGUUGUUAAGUUUUUUGUGCGGAAAGCAUGCAGUGAAGCUCUUCCUACCUGCGCUAAUCUGACAAGGAGGAAAAUUCUAGAAGACUCCUUAUGCCCAAUUUGUAAAAGAGAACCUGAAACUUCAGGCCGUGCCUUAUGGGGAUGCUCAGCUGCAAGGGAUGUGUGGAGCCAAGGUUGCAUCAAGGUUCAAAAAAUGUCACACCACAACAACUUGUUCUUCAAUGUAUGGAUCCUCCUAGUGCAACAGCUAGAUCAAGCUGAAUUAGUCAUAGGCACACUCAGGGCAACUCGGGGAGUCACAGAAACCCCUUUUGAUGCUGAAGCUCAGGGCCUAUUACUAGCAGUAGUUUUUUGCAAGGAAAUUAGACUGAGAAAUCUAGUACUGGAAGGAGACUCAAAGCAAGUUAUUGAUAUUCUACAAAUAGAGGGAUCCAACUGGAGUAGAGGGGGACUAAUGGUAGAAGAUGCAAGGCAAGUGUUGAAUUCUUGGAGUCAGUGGACAGGCGUGCAUGCAUGUAGAGAAGCAAACAUGGCUGCACAUGAGUUAGCUAAGUCAGCACUCAAUUUCUCUGUAGACCUAUAUGAUAUUGAAGAAUGCCCUUUGUGCAUUCAGUCAAUUGUAGCUAUUGAGAUGUUAUAA
Messenger RNA from Carya illinoinensis, 3234 nucleotides. RefSeq lists its product as uncharacterized. Gene Ontology annotation, molecular function: RNA-DNA hybrid ribonuclease activity; nucleic acid binding. The coding region runs from base 1 to 3234 and encodes 1077 amino acids. The transcript has 5 exons. NCBI's taxonomy places the organism in Eukaryota, Viridiplantae, Streptophyta, Magnoliopsida, Fagales, Juglandaceae. The record is from RefSeq and is a predicted model, not a curated record.